Molecule: messenger RNA, 1070 nt
Organism: Emiliania huxleyi CCMP1516
Lineage: Eukaryota; Haptophyta; Isochrysidales; Noelaerhabdaceae
Exons: 1
Coding region: 26-883 (285 amino acids)
Source: RefSeq, a predicted model, not a curated record
CACCAGAGCAUAGCUCCUCGGCGACAUGGCCCUGUCCGCGAUGCCCCUCUUGCCCUCCGACGAUGCGGCCGAGCCCGUGGUCGGGACCCCGCUCCUCUCGGGUCUAGUCUACACGACCAAGCCAAAGACUGCCGUGAGCGAGAACGGAGUCACCUACCAGAUCCUCGGCGACGAGGCGCAGUCGGUGGAGGUGAUGCUGCGGCCGGGGCAGGUGAUGCGCAUGGAACCUGGCAAGAUGGUGCACAUGCACGCGUCACUGAUGCCCGAGAUUGGCACGGACGGCGGCUUUGGCCAGGCGUGCAUGCGGGCCUGCUGCGCGGGCGGCUCGUUGUUUCGCCUGAUGUUUGAGAACAAGACGUUCCAGGACGUCCCGAUGGCAGCGUCGCCCUCGUGGCCAGCCAAGGUUGUCCCGUUUGACAUGUCCAACUACAACGGGCUGCACCUCAGUGCGAGCGCGUGGUUCGCCUCUGUCGCGACCACCACCGAGUUCUCCAUCAAGCGCGCGGACACCGUCGGCGCCGCUUGCUGCGGCGGGCAGGGUCUUUUCUACAAUGUCAUGACGGGCGACGGCGUGGCCUUCCUCUGCGGCGGCGGCGCGAUCGUUGAGAAGAGCCUCGCGCCAGGAGAGGUCUACGUGAUCGACACCUCCUCGCUCCUAGCCUGGGAGCCCUCGGUCAACCUGUCAGUCCGCCGCGCGGGUGGCCUGCUCAUGUGCUGCUGCGGCGGCGAGGGCCUCUUCCUGAAUGAGAUGACGGGCCCGGGACGGCUGUGGAUCCAGCCGAUGCCGCUCAAGAAGCUGAAGGCCGCGGUCGCCAUGCCGGGCGGCGGCGGCGGCGGCGGUGGCGGUGGCGGCGGCGGCGGCGAUGGCGGUGGCGGUGGCUAGAGAGCGAGGAGGCGUUCGUCGCCAGUGUUUCGCGCACCAAGAAGUCUCGCGGUGGGUCGCUACGUAGCUCCGCGUGCGCCGGUCGGCUUCCUGUUUGAGGUGUGAACGGUCAAGGACCAAGGUGAUCGAUGCCGUUUCGUCAUGUGCGUGUAUGUUUUUGUCCCACUACUGAAAACUGAUAACUGUC